Molecule: messenger RNA, 2643 nt
Organism: Adineta ricciae
Lineage: Eukaryota; Metazoa; Rotifera; Eurotatoria; Adinetida; Adinetidae
Source: the annotation of a GenBank genome assembly
AUGAAAUAUAUAUAUAUAUAUGAGAAAAAAAUCAAUAAGCGUUCUUCGUCUAUUAAUACAUUGAAAGAUCUUACGCAAAAUUUGUUCCGUAUAAACAAAAGCACAAUCCAAAGUGUCCUGGUCAAUCCUCGUCAAAUAGGUGCUGAAUCGACACUUUACGCACAAACAAAAGUUGCUGAAUUCCAAUCAUAUAUUGUCGAAGGUACAAAAGCCGAAAGAGACCGAACAGGCGAUUCAACAACGACAGAAACGCAAGGAGAACAGCUACUUCAUGAAGAAACUGAAACGAAUAUCGCCGAAGAAGCAGUUACUGUUCUAAAUGUCAUUGAUACACCCGGUUUAUUUGAACAUGGAGCUGCAUCUGAUACGAUUCAAGACAAUGAAACCAUUCUUAAAACUAUUGAAACAUGUAUCAACCGAGAAAUUACGAAAUUUCAUCUGAUAUUGCUCCGUACUUUCAAAAAGGUAUUCAUUUUUGGCGGCGUUCUAAAUAGAGAUAAUUGGCUGAAGGGCCAAAAGGAUACAAUUGAAGAUCAAUUCGAAACGAUUUGCGGGUAUCGAACGAAGUUAAUCGACUUAUUUAGCAUGAUAAUGUUUCCUCGAGAAAAUCAAUCGAAUUCAAAUAAAAACGUUACACAAGAAUCAAUAGUCAAUCAGAUCAAAGAACUUUACAGGAAAAAACAAAGAAACACGCCAUCCAAUCAAAAUAAUCUACAGAAAAACAUCCUCAUCAUCGGUCGACAACACAUCGGAAAAACAACUUUAAAAAAUGUUUUACAAGAUCCUUGUUACAUACCAACUAACUCCUCAUUAUUUUCUGGAGCACCUUCAACGAUUCUUUAUCCACCAUUUUCAGUACGCGAUUCAAAUCUUUCGUUAACUAUUAUCGAAACAUCUGAACCUUUCAAUGGAUCAAUGAGACAAAAAGACACAUCGAUGAACAAUGUGCAUAACUUUUGCAUUGAAAACAACAUCCGACAAGUUCAUCUGAUAUGUUUUUGUACAUCGUUCGAAGCGGGAGUCAAUGACGCAGAUAUUGAUAUUUUACAUAAACUAGUCAAUUAUUUCGGCGAACAGAUUUGUUCGAAUUUGUGUUUGGUCAUUACUCGAUGUGAAUUGAAAGGUGAACGAGAACGUCAACGUCUAUUAGAUGAAAUUGAAAACGAUGUCAACUUUCGAACAGUUGUACCAUAUUUUCGUCAAGGAAUUUAUUUUUCUGGUUCAAUAAGCCAAGAUGGAGUGAAUCGAAAAGAUUUGGAAUUAGUCACCGAACAAUUUGAAACUGUUUAUCAUUACCGACGAAAUCUUAUUCAGUUGUUUCGGAAUGUUAAAAAACCAUUUAACAUUGAUCAAAGACAACGAUCGCAACCAGAGGAAAGACGCGCAAUUCUACCCGGUACUUCUAGAUCGCACGAUCGUGUUCGUCAACAUAAAAAAUGCUUUUCAAUUUCAAAGAUUGCCGCUCUAUUAAUAGUAUUAUUAUCAAUAUAUCUCUUCAUUCCAUGGCAGACUACACAACCAGAACGACCGCGGCGAUUUGAACUGGACAAAGAUUGGGUGGAUCAUUUCACUAAUGGAUUUCAAGCUGUGAAUCAUCUAAAUCGUGUGAUAAUAUUUUCCUCUAAAGACAAUUUACAAUUGGAUUCCAAUGACGAAUUACAUUCUUUUCUAUUGCAACAAUCAACUGAAAUGAAAAAUCUUCUAAAUAAAUUCAACCAAAUCAAUGAUCUCAUCUUAGAAAAUUUUUCAAACUGGUUGUCUUCUUUUCACAGUAUUCAAAAUGAAGCUGAUGAUCCGGAAACAUUGGAUUUCUUUUGGAAAAACAUCACAGAUAUCAAAGAAACAUUCGAAAGAUUUGUCAAUGAAUUUCCUCUGGAGCAAAGUUCACAAUUCGAUGAAUUUAUUCGUAUUUUGACCAUAACAUCUUCAAAUAAGCAAAAGAUUUACGAUGAAACAUGGACUCAAAUUCCUUCAGAUGAACAAAUUCACAAAAAAACGGAAGAAAUCAAAUUCAAAUCCGAACUUGAAAAACGCGCUGACGAACAUUACAACAAAAUGUUACUUUCAUACAAAAAUCGUCGGGGAACAAAAGAAGAUGUUGAAAAAGCAUUAGCAGCUGUUAAAAAGGCUCGUGAAGAACACAUUUACGCACAGACAUGUCUUCAAUCAACAGUUGACCAAAAUCAAACAAUUCAAUUCGAACAAAUCAAACGCGAAUAUGAUUUGGAGUUCUUAACAAACAUUACCGACGAAGUAAAGAUAUUAUCCGAACAUUGGUCACACUUUCAGCAAUCCUUCGCGAUACUUUCACAACAUAUUCAAUUCACAAAACAAAUUCUCAAUGACAAACUAUUAACUUCCGGAGAUGAGCGAAUGAGUUUGAUGAGAACACAAUCAUUGAUUGUAAAGGAAUGUCAUCGACAAAUGAGAUUAAUUCAUCAGUUAUGUCAAGCACUGCAUAUUUCGCUGAAAUCUAUGAUCGACCAAUUGAAUAACAAUGAAAAAUAUUUUCGUUACGGUAAUGAAGAACAACAAUAUGAUUAUUUGCAGGAAUUAAAUCAGCCAAAUGAAGAACUUUCUUCGAUAUUAAAAUCUCUGAUAGAAUUCACUCAGGUAGAAGAAAAACAAGAUAUCGACGGAUGA